UCGCGCAUUCGCCGCGUGCGUCAGAAGAAAGCUCCGUUGCACCUGAGGCAUUAGAUUUAAACGGAUCAUCCAGGCAUUUGUUAUACAAGUAUCUGCCAAAUGGAACGCAAUUUGGUAGCUGAAUGAACACAAACACGGCCCGACAAAGCGAUGAAAAGUGUAUGAUUAAUGGCUAAGAAGGGGAAAAGACUGCGAAAAAUGGCCGAAAGAAGCGAAGAGCCUCUUUGUUUACUUCCGCGAAACACAAAGCAAUGACGUCACAUGGGUAGCUGCAAUCGCACAUACGCCGCGUUGUACCGGCCUCAGGGGGUUUCGUUGAUCGUUUCGAUAUAUGGCUUCGUUGGAACGGCAAGCCAAAACCAAAACCAAAACAAACGCAGCAUGUAGCCAACGAUCGUGCCAACAGCUGAGCGGAAAAGCUCUGGGAAAAGCUUUUCCAUUUAGCCGGCUACGGAAAGAUCCAUCGAUCUUCGAUCUUCUCUCUCAUUUCGGUCUUUGUCCAGUGCGUUCUAGACGGCGCGCCUUUACAGACGUGCGGCGAUUCAAAAACAUCGUUUGAUCCCAGACCAUAUAUCUAAUAUUAUGCAAUAAGUGCGUGAAUGUCAGUGAAGUGAAGCAACAUGAAAAGUUGCAAAUAAUUUAAUACACAAAUAAAUGAACACGCAAAAGCAACAGCAUCAAAAACAACAGCCUAGGGGCGAAAGUGAAGCAUAAACAAUGUAUAGCACCUCGCAGGUGUGAAAAGUGAACAAUGGCGCAUCGGCGGUGUGUGAACAACCUGGAUCAAGGGAGCGACCCACAGAACCCUAAGCAAUUAUGAAAUUAAUAGCCAACUAAUUGGCCGAUUGAAAAGCGAGCGAAAACAGCUCUGAACAGCAUUGAACUUAGUGAGCAGAGUGAGCAGACUGAGCAGAGUGACAAAUUGGCGAGCUAACGACCUUGCGGAUCGCGGAUCACCGAACUCUCUUCAGCCAGCUGUUGUGGCCAUGAAGCACGAGAAGACCCUCGCCAUGGCUGCUCCGCAAAAGCACAGCUCCGCCCACGUUCCCCGCAGUCCCAUCACCAAGGCCUUUGACUUCCUGCCCUGGUCGCGGAGUCGCAGCAAGGUCAACAUGGCCAAGGCCCAACCUCAGCAGGCGGACCAGCAGGCGGCCUCUGUUUCUGUGCCUGCCGCUGCCGAGAAGCCCUCGGAGGUGCACUAUCACAAGAACAUCUUCCGCAGUGGUGGUGGCCUCAUCCGGGACAUCCUGGUGGGCGAUAAGCAACUCCAGCUGAAGGACAAGCCGCCACAAUCUCCGGUUCCCGCGCACAAAAAGAAACAGAAGCACUUGUCGCGGAACAAGAGUUUGGAUAUCCGGGAACUCAUAGGUUGUGUGGAGCGCGAAAUGGCUCCGGUGAUGGGAGGUCAACCAGCUCGUUUCAUGGACGACACCUACAUAGACCACAAGCCCAAGCAUAUACUCUUCAAUGACGACGAGAAUACGGUGUAUAUCAUUAAGAAGGAACAGCCUGUGGCCAAGUCGAGCCAUAAGGCUAGUAACCCAUCAUCGUCCACUGCCCCGGCCAAUGGAGAUGUGCUAAAGGCCCGCCUGAAGUUCAAGCGGCUACCGGGGGAUCACUACGAGGCCUCGCCGGAGGCCCUGCGACGGGCACAUCUCCUGCACCAGCGAUCCGAGCAGCGGCAUCAGUUGCAGCGGCGCAAGAGUCUCAGCGACCAGCAGAGCAGCUCCAGCCUGAGCAGUGGCGGCGGCGGCGGCGGAGGGGGUGGCAGCAACGGCAACGGGAGCAUUAUGCUGGAGCGACCCAAGACGGACAAGCCGCGCAAGAAGCUGUCCUUCCGGGAGCCCAUCAUAGCCGGCGACCAGAUGCUGCCGCUCAUCCUCACCGAAGAGCGGCAGGCGAGACAGAGGCGUCGCAGCUCCCCCCUGGAGCGAAGCAGGGGGGGUGGCUUGACGGGGGCAGGGACUGGGGCGGACUGUGAUAAUUUAUGCAAUGGCCGCACAAAGGAUGCCAUUUCCUGCGGCUGUGCGACGAGCGAUCCGGAGUCUCAGGCCAUGCGCAUCGUUCGCACCGUGGGACAAGCCUUUGAAGUGUGCCACAAAUUUAAUCUUCAUAAGAAUUCCCUGGAACCCAAUGACGAACGCUCCGACAUCUCCUCCUCGGAGCUGCUGGACGUGGAGCAGAUCAGCGAGCAGCAGCUCAGUGAGGACGGCGAACGCGGUGGCGACAACGACACGCCCAAGAAAGAGCACUUGGCCAUAACGCCCGAUCUGAGCCACACGCAGCCGCAGCGCCCCAACCACUUGGAGCUGAUGCCAUCGCAUUCAAGUCUACGCAAGUCGAACAGCCUGCUGUGUGAUGUGGACGACAAUCCAGGCUCACCCUCCUCGCCGCGUUCUGAGAUCACCCAGCUGAAGGACCAGCUGGAGGCACAGGCUCUGCAAACGCGCCAGGCCCUGGGCCAACUGAUGCUGGUGCGGGAGCAGCUCAUCUCGGAGACCAAUGCGCGCAUCGAGGCGCAGGCGCGCACCCAACAACUGCUGCAGCAGAACCGGGAGCUCCUCGAGCAUCUGGCCUCCUUGGGGGCCUACAACGAGCAGCAGAGUGCCGGACUCACGUCGGCCAACAUCGGAAUGGCGCCGCAGCAAUCGCAGCUGCAACUGCUGCUGCAGGCCACCAGCAACAACAACAACCUGGCCACAAUCAACCAGCAGAUCAGCAAUCUUGGGAAUAUUAAUCAGCAGUUGACCUCGCUGAGUCACCAGUUGAGUGGUCUCAAUCAGCAGAGCCAGCACCUCCAGAACUUGCAACAGCAACAGCAGCAGCAGCAGCAGCAGCAGCAACCCACUCCGGCCACGCCCCCUCCCGUGGCGGGCGGCAGUAGUGCGUAUCCCUCGAUGAGCGCCCUGCAAAGUAUCAGCAAUCAGUUGCAACAACAGCAGCAGCAGCAGCAACAACAAGAUGCCUUGUCCAAGGAUCUGUUUCAGGUGAAUCAGGAGCUGCUGAACCGGCUGCAGGCCCUCAACUUGAAUGCCAAUCCUGGCCAGGGACAGCAAACACCUUCGGCCUCGCCGCACAACUCCUUUUUCUAUGUGAAUCCCCUGUCCUGCACACCGGCCACGCCCAAUAACAAUGCUGGCGGCGCUGGAGGUUUCAACUUCCUCACCUCACCGGCGGCCACGGGAACGCUGACGCCCUCUCCGCUGGCCACCAUGAAUCGCAACUCCUUUGCCGGAAGUUCGUCGUUGAACGAGGAUAUACGCCUGAGCAUCGAGCAGAACCUGAACAACCUGGAGGAGCAACUGAAGGCAGCGGUCUCGAAUGGCAACUUGGCUGGUUUGGCCUGCGGUGGAUCCACCAGCACCAGGGACACCAGUCGCAGCUCCUCCACCCUGGACUCCCCCUCCUCACCCCGGUUGAGGAGCAGCAACAACAACAUAAGUCCUGGCAGCAGCAAUGGCCACCAGGGCCACAACAACAAUAGCAACAGCAACAGCAACAACAACAGCAGCAGCAGCAGGGAGACGCGCUUCAAUACGGUUUUGUUGAGGGUGACCGACGAGGCGGGUCACCAGAGGAAGCUGUCGGCCACGCCCAGUUUCAUCACGCGCAGCACCAGCGAGAAGGUGCCCAAUCGCAGCCAGAUGAUGAGCCAGGUGCAGAGGACCACUUGGGCCAGGCAUACCACCAAAUGAGAGGAGUUGGACCAGGUCAUAGGUUAAAGGUUAAAGGAUUCAAAGAGCGAGAGCGAGCAUGAUGAUGAGGAUGAGGGUGAAUGUGAAUGAGUGGGUGCAACAGUAUUAAAUUAGGAGAAAAAAACCCUACUUUAGUUAUGCAUUUUAGGUGUCCUAGCAUUGCGGGCAGUAAAUAUGCCAAUUAUUUGCCCAGCUCAAAUUCUAUUUAAGUGUAAAAUAUAUAUUUUUAGCAUUAUCCACUAGCUCAAAGUGUGCCAAAGUCAAAGUCUAUAACCCUUUGGAGUUUGGUUAGCUAAGUAAAAGUAUUUGUGAAACAUAAUCUUAGCAUAUCAGCAACGAAGAAACUUACUCAAGUUUACAAUUAUCGUUUGAAAGUAUUUUCUCUCCCCUAAAUGAAAUCUAUAUCUACACACCUAGUGUUUAAGCUAAUGAGUCUAGUCUAAACUGGUUAAGUUGGAUACUGUUAUUUUUGUAAAUUGUUGUAAUUUAAUUCAAUUUAUGCGUGACCCGCAUAGGCUUUUCCCCCGCAAAGGAGCAAUAAUUAUGUGAAUUGCAUUAAUUAUUUGUAAAUUACAAUUUCAAAUAUUCGUUUGAAUAUGGAAUGCAGGCAGCAAAAAUGAACGGCAGACAACAAAAAUAAUAAUAAUAAUAAUAAAAAU
Drosophila gunungcola (fruit fly) is the source of this 4354-nucleotide messenger RNA. RefSeq names its product capon-like protein. The record is from RefSeq and is a predicted model, not a curated record. The coding region runs from base 987 to 3695 and encodes 902 amino acids. The transcript is spliced from 7 exons. Gene Ontology annotation, molecular function: nitric-oxide synthase binding. Lineage: Eukaryota; Metazoa; Arthropoda; Insecta; Diptera; Drosophilidae.